CUAUAUUAAAGAAAAUUGAUCACAUUGAUAAUGCAGCGAACAUAAACACUUCAAAGAGAUGCAAUGAUGGAUCAUUGAAGCAUAAUGCUGGUAGGUCUUUAAAACAAUCAGAUAUAAAUAACCAGACAAAACACCAGUUUUAGAAGAUUUUUCGAACAACAAAAAAUUAACUAGUCAAAGUAAGAAUGUGUAUUGUUUAUUUUUAUUUUUUGUUUUAUUAAAUAGUUUUUAGUUGCAGCAUUAAUAAAAGUAGUUGAUAUUUACAUGAUUACAUGACUAUAUACUGAUACAUUGCUAGUGAACGAUGCGGUUGUUGAUGAUUUAGAAGGAAUCGACGCAAUCAACUUGAACAUUCUAAAUUAUGAGGACCAUGAUUUGCCAUUUGCAUUACCAAAACACCAUCAAUGUUGUGCACACAAAAUAAAUUUAAUAGCAACAAUGGACUCUACAAAAUCUUGGUGUUUAUUUAAUUACACCCAACAAGACACGUUGGAAUUCACUGUUUGAUGUAGUGGUGCUUCUUAAUAAAUAAAUUAAAAAUAAUGAACCUAAGUUUAGAAUAAUAAUGGACAGAUUUGCUUUUGGCAGAUUUGAUAGAAGUGAUAUUGAUUUUGUGUGUCAACAUCAAACAAUUAUGGGGCCAAUUUCAAUAUGCUUGGAUUUAUUCCAGGGUGAUACUAACAUGUACUUUGGUCAUCUCCUAUCUACAAUUGAAGGAUUAAUUUAUAAAUAUGAAUCAAUGACAAGUGAUCAAACAGUUUCUAAUUAUACGAAACUUCUGGUGACUGCCAUACUUAAUGGUAUGAAAACAAGGUUUGCCGAUUAUUUGAUGGACACAUUUUUAAUUACUGCUGCAGUCUGCCACCCACUAUUUAAAAAAGUAUGGAUUAAAAGUGAUAUAAAAAACAAUUGGCCUCAGAAUAUUUAAAAAGUGCCUGUUAUGACUUAUAUACCAGUGAUAAUGACAAUAAUGAUGUAGAAGAUAACCAAAUGAAAGAUAAUUUAUCUACCUUUUUUACCCUCACUAAAUUCCCGAGAGGAAAAAUCAACAGUUAGUGAUGAAAUAUAUAGAUUUUUGGGCACAUCUCCAACAAAGACUUUAGAAUGUUUGCAUAAUUUACCCACUAUCAAAAAAGUAAGAUUAGUUGAGAACUUCUUAUACUAUUAGUAGUAAUAUUACAAAAACAUUUGUACUUAGUUUUCAGGUAUUUGUGAAUACUCCACUACCUAGCAGUGCAUCAGUAGAGAGAGUGUUAAGUGUUGGUGGUGCAACAAUACCAAAAAAAAGAACAAAUAUGAUGGAUCAGUAUUUUGAACAAAUAAUGUUCUUAAAAUGCAACACUCAAAUGUUCGAUUAAUAUAAUAUACUGUAAAUGAUUCAGAAUUAAAUUGAUUUUUUUGUUUUGUAUUUGAAAAUUAUUGGUAUAGCCCAAUGUAGGUAAA
Molecule: messenger RNA, 1443 nt
Organism: Myzus persicae (green peach aphid)
Lineage: Eukaryota; Metazoa; Arthropoda; Insecta; Hemiptera; Aphididae
Exons: 4
Coding region: 566-928 (120 amino acids)
Source: RefSeq, a predicted model, not a curated record